CCCUCCAUUCACAUGCACUAAUUUGAUUCACCCGUGUCCCCAGGCCAGAAUCUCAUCUCAGAGCCAGGGGAAAAACGACGAGAAAAGGCUAAGGUUCAUUUUUUUGUGACGAUUCCAUUAUUGAAGAUGAAGAUCGAUAAUUAUCAUCAGUUUGAAGAUCAGUUUUCUACAAGUCCUUCAAUCAUGGCGUCAUCAGUAGAUACAAUCUCAGAGAGACACUCUUCUUUCUCUCAAGAUGAUGAGUCUAUUUUUGUGAGUUCAGAUGACCACUCCCCGAGCUUCAGGACGAAUCAGGAUGACUCUGCUAUUGUUCCCCAAAAGAAGUUCAGGAAGAAGGUCAGGAGUUAUGCUUACAGAAUCCGAGAGCAUGUGAAGAUGAGUCCGAGGUUGUCGGAGACAGUGAAAGGGAAAUUGAGGCUGGGGGCAAAAAUAAUAAAAGAAGGUGGAAGAAGACAAAUGUUCAGGCACAUAUUUAACGUUAGCGACGAGGAGAAGUUGCUCAAGGCUUCGCAGUGCUACUUGUCAACCACGGCUGGUCCUAUCGCCGGAAUUCUGUUUGUUUCGACGGAAAAAGUGGCGUUUUGCAGCGAACGACCCAUCGUCCUUCCUUGUCCCACCGGCGGUGUCGUUAGAACACCAUACAAGGUGAUUAUUCCAGUGAAGAAGAUCGAGCGAGCUAAUCCAAGUGCCAACGUGGACAAACCAUCUCAGAAGUACAUUCAAGUAGUGACGAAAGACAAAUUCGAGUUUUGGUUCAUGGGAUUCGUACGAUACGAGAAGGCUUUUCUGAAUUUGCAGAAGGCAAUUUCUAUCAAUUAAUCCUUUCUAUUUAUUUUUAGGUUCUAUAUAGAGAAUUUGAAAAGAAAAAAAAAAGUGUAAACAUUUGAAAAUUAAGCAGAGUGCCUAGGAAUUUGGUGUGUACAAAUUUCCUUUUUCUUAAUCUUAAAUAUAUAAAUGUCAAUUUAUCAACUCCCAA
Molecule: messenger RNA, 976 nt
Organism: Ipomoea nil (Japanese morning glory)
Lineage: Eukaryota; Viridiplantae; Streptophyta; Magnoliopsida; Solanales; Convolvulaceae
Product: GEM-like protein 4
Exons: 4
Coding region: 127-819 (230 amino acids)
Source: RefSeq, a predicted model, not a curated record